AUGAAGUUUCUCUUGCUUAUCUUUGCGGUAAUUGGUUAUUCCUUGGGAGACAUUGCAGUUCUUCGACCAUGUUUUGAAAGAUAUGCAAAUCAUAGACUAGUAAAUGUUCGACCAUAUCAUAGUGAAUGGCGAAUGAGAACCGAAGAUAAUUGUUUACUUUUCUGCGCACAAUCAGCGGUUGGUUUUAAUUUUCGGAUCAAGGAGGGGUACUGUAACUUUUGUGAAAAAACUAUAUUUUUGAUUUGAUAGCUUGAUUGUAGUUAAAAAUUCCCAAAAAUAAUGAAAAGGAAAAAUUUGUACAGUACCUCAAAGACAAUCCGGAAUCCACCGGAAUCCAACAACCGGAAUCCAAUAAAAAAAUGCAAAUUUUCAGUCUCGAUGUAAAUCAGUUGUCUAUGAUACCGUUCAACAUAUUUGUCAUUAUUUCACAGACGAAGGAGUAGAUCAAGCUGUAAUUGCAGCAAAAAUGACAUAUCUACGAGUUGUUUCUAAAGAAUGUCUUGAUGAUGGAGUCGAUGUUGCAGCUGAUCCAAAUUCUCUAACACCACCAGCUUCUCCUCCAAUCCUUCUUACUGGAAAUAAUCACAUUGAUGAGUUGACAAUUGAACAACCACCUGUGGAACCAGAACAAGAAAUUGAGACAACUACACAAGAAGUUAUCACCUUUGAGCCGGCAACUGAAGAACCAACAACUAUUCCAACAACAACUGAAACUUUGAUUGUUGAGGAAGAUUUGGAUAAGGAAAUGGCUAAAUUCACAGGAUCAUUUGAUGAUAGUUCAGAAGCUUCGCAAACUGAUAGAAAUGGUAUCUUUAGAGAUAAAUUGACAAAUGAAGCACAAUGGCUAGACUCAGCUGAAAAGAUGCAUACUCUUGAAAAGGUUUGAUUUUUAUUUAUUGAAACAAGCAGUGAAAUUAAGAAAAUCACAGAACAAUGAUCAGGUUUCAAAUGAGACUGGUUUUGUUUUACAAAAUGUUCGAAAAUAGUUUGAAACAACUUUUUUUAUCUUUUGUUCCAGAAAACCUCGGCUGCUGAAGAAAAGUUUGAGAAAAACGAGGAGACUCCAAAAACCAGAUAUGGGGCAAAAAUCAUCAAAUUUGAUGAGGAAGCCGCAUUCAGAAAACAAUCUGAAUUGAGAAGAGCUCCAGAGCCAACAAGAAAAUCAACAGUUCGACCAAAUUUGAAAGUGGUUACUAUCUCGUCAACUUCUUACAUUCAAAAAGCCAAAUCAUUUUUGGAUGAGUUAAAUGGAGAGGAAGAACAAGAAGAUGAUGAUUUUACAACAACUCCAAUGUCUCGAGUAAGAUCAGUUGAUCCAAUUCAAACCGAAUGUUCGCAAGAUGAUGUUAGUGUUUGGGUUGCAUUUGAGAACAGUGAACAAGAUGAGAAAGAAUCAAAUGAUGAUUCAAAUGUUCACUCGAAAAAAGAUUGUCAACGGCUUUGUGAUGAACAAAAUUGUAGAUCAUUCACAUAUUUUGAAAAAUCUAGAACUUGCCAUCUUUCAACAUCUUCAGAUGGUGUUUCUCUUAAAUCACCAGUUGGUGGAGACUUCUCAGCCAGUUCAUCCACCAAAUUCUGUUAUCCAAGCUCGUUCAGUGUAUUCGAAGGCUGUUCAAACUUCGUUGCUUUUCGUGAUUAUUCUGUUCGCUUGUCAGCGGCUGAAGAAUUUGAUGGACUUCCAAAAAGUUAUGAUGGUAUGCAACUUUGCAUCGAGCUCUGUGUUCUUUCUACAAAAUACACUUGUCGGGUGAGUUUUUUUGAGUUUUGUUUUUUGAAAAUAAAUAAUUCUUGAUUUUUUACAGUCCGCCACAUUCAACCCAAUUACUGGCCAAUGUCGACUUCUUUCCGAAGAUUCAUUGAGCAGCCCAGAUGAUUUCAAAUACGAUGAAUUCCAAAAAUAUUUAUACUUUGAAAACGGAUGCACAUCUACUUCAAACUCUGCAGAAAUUGAGGGAAGAAAUGUUGAAGUUGUGACUAUGAAACCGAAAAAAUUGAAGAAAAAAGUGAGAAAGAUCAAAAGAGUCAGAAGAGUCAAGAGAGUAUGA
This is a messenger RNA of Caenorhabditis angaria, 2045 nucleotides long. The record is from the annotation of a GenBank genome assembly. Lineage: Eukaryota; Metazoa; Nematoda; Chromadorea; Rhabditida; Rhabditidae.